This is a messenger RNA of Physcomitrium patens, 842 nucleotides long. RefSeq lists its product as uncharacterized. The record is from RefSeq and is a predicted model, not a curated record. Gene Ontology annotation, molecular function: acyl binding; acyl carrier activity. Gene Ontology annotation, biological process: fatty acid biosynthetic process. Gene Ontology annotation, cellular component: mitochondrion. Lineage: Eukaryota; Viridiplantae; Streptophyta; Bryopsida; Funariales; Funariaceae.
AAACGUUGUGGGGACUGGAACUCGGACGCCAUAGUUACAAUAGAAUAGCAUUCCUCCAUAAUCACACAAUCGAUCUAGACAUCGCUGUUGCUGAUGCAUCGCCAUUUUCUUCUCCGAGACUGUUCCCGUUUCCUGCGGCAAUUGUGACGAGGCCUCAUCGCUGCCGUCUUCUUUCUCCAGCUGUAAAGGCGUUGAAAUUCGAAGUCAUGCAGCCUGGAAGGACAUUUCUGCGGUCAUUACAAACUACAUUCCUCAUGCACAUCAAGGGCAAAGUGCACAAUGAAAAUGGAAGUUUCAGAUUGCAGAGACGAUCAAAAGCUCUAAGAUGUACCAGGCCAGAGCGAGUUGAUUCCUAUCCUAGGACCGGCCCACUUGAAAGGAGCGACAUCGCCAAUCGCGUUCUAGCUGUUGUGAAAGCAUGUCCAUCUGUGGAUUCCUCCAAGGUCGAAGAGUAUGCCAAUUUUGAAGAGGACCUUAAACUCGAGAAAGGGGACGUGGUUCUACUUGUGUUGAGUGUGCUUAAGAAGUAUGACUUGGUUCUCUCAUACGUAGAGGCUAGAAAAAUGACUACGUGCGCUCAAGUGAUUGACUACAUCGAAUCACAAGUCUGUCCUGAAUACGCUUCCAGCAACGAUGAAGAGUGAUAGACAAAUUUUACAGAAUAACUAAUAGCCUGUACAAACUACUCAAACCCUAAACGCUUGUGUAAAUUAGGGUCUAAACUCUGUCAAGAAUUCAUUAACGCGUCUUCCAAAUUGGACUGUCCAAUUCGAAAUUUGAGAAUUUUCUGAAAUUUCUCACUGUUCUUGAUGUAAUCAAUCUCACUUCCCAUGCAUAGAUUG